Messenger RNA from Bufo bufo (common toad), 3459 nucleotides. It is a transcript of the gene THSD4, whose product is annotated as thrombospondin type 1 domain containing 4. Gene Ontology annotation, biological process: extracellular matrix organization. Gene Ontology annotation, cellular component: extracellular matrix. NCBI's taxonomy places the organism in Eukaryota, Metazoa, Chordata, Amphibia, Anura, Bufonidae. The record is from RefSeq and is a predicted model, not a curated record. Gene Ontology annotation, molecular function: metalloendopeptidase activity.
UGGAGUGAACCUGCAUGUGCUCUGUCCUCCUGCUAGAGUCGGAGAAGUCACUUGUGGAAUCUGGGCUGGGACCUGGAGGAUCCGGGGGAGCCAUCAGCAGCACAGGUUGGAAUUUGUUGCCAUUAUCUGAAGAUCAAGGCCACACUAUCAUCCCUCAGGAAGCUUUUUCACGCUUCAGCAAUUCUUCAUUUCCUAGGAACAUGGUUGACAGUUUGAUUGUAUCUUUACGAUUGGUCAGCCCCAUAGUAUUGUUAGGAUUUCAGCUGGUUUUCUCACAGCUGUCAAUUGACCACAGAAAGGUUCCACAGAGGAUAGAAGAACAAAGUGGCACUACAGAAAAUAUCAGUGUUGGGUCUACUGGACAGUGGGGUAGUUGGGGACCUUGGUCAGCUUGCUCUAGAAGUUGUGGUGGUGGUGUUAUGGAGCAAACCCGACCAUGCCUUCCUAGUAAUUACCAAGAAAGGAGCCAACAGGUUCCAAGUUUCCAGUACUCUGCUGGAGAAAGAAGUACCAGUUAUCAAAAUUCACUUGGUUAUGAAACGGCUUUGAAUCCAUAUACUGGACAUGUGGUAUCUGCCAUUCGGACAUCAGUACCAUUACACAGAAGUGGGGACAACUCUAGAAUAAAGUUUCCGGUAUCCAGUGACUUGAGUCAAACUAACCUUGGAAGAGGAAUAAUAAGAAGUCGUCAGCCACUGCCUCAAGGACACAUCUCAAGAUUAGAAAGGAGAAACCGGACAAGGACUCCAGUCAGUCCAGGAUCUUACGGAUAUGGAAAAGUUCCUUACGUUUUACCUCUGCAAAGUGACACAGGUCAAGAAACACCAAGAAAAAGGAGACAGCUCCAGACCGGAAGACAGUUUACCAACGGACGAAUCGUAGCGCAGAAUCGUUACUCCGGCAUUGGUAACAUUCACCAAGAAGGUCUUAAUCCUUCAAUUAGGUCUGCACAUCCUUCAGCAAAUAAGUGGCUGCCUUCCCCUUCUCAGACUCAACCAAUAUCUCAAAAUGUCUUCCCUGAUUCUCCUGUUCAGGGAGCAUCCCUCAAUUUGCUCAGAGGUAAUCCACAAGGCCAGCGUGGAACUACAGCUAUCACGUGUACUGGAGUCUACAAACAGUAUAAGCUGUGCAAUAAGGAUCUGUGUCCUGGUAACAACAGAGGCACCAGAGCAGUGCAGUGCGCAUCCUACAACAACAAGCCAUUUAUGGGCCGACUGUAUGAAUGGGAGCCAUUUUCAGAAGGAAACACACUGAAGUGUGAGCUGACGUGCCGCGCAAUGGGCUUCAGGUUCUAUGUAAGGCAAGCUGAAAAGGUAAUAGACGGAACACCAUGUGACCACAAUGGGACGGCGGUCUGCGUGUCUGGCCAGUGCAGGAAUAUUGGCUGUGAUGACUUUUUGGGACCAGACAAAGUAGUUGAUAAGUGUGGAGUCUGCGGAGGAGAUAACACAGCUUGCAAGGUUGUAUCAGGCGUCUUCAAGCAUGUACUAACUAAAAUUGGCUAUCAUAAAAUUGUGGAAAUUCCAGAGGGGGCCACAAAAAUCAAUGUUACCGAAAUCACAAAAAGCAACAACUACUUAGCUCUCCGUAGUCGAUCUGGCAGAUCAAUAAUCAAUGGAAACUGGGCAAUUGACAGACCUGGGAAAUAUGAAGGUGGAGGAGCAAUGUUCACAUACAAGCGACCAAAUGAGAUAUCAAGCACUGCAGGCGAAUCAUUUCUAGCAGAGGGACCAACAAAUGAAAUACUGGAUGUUUAUAUGAUUCACCAGCAACCUAACCCUGGAAUCCAUUAUGAAUAUGUUAUUCCAUCUGCUAAUACAAUCAGUCCUCAAUUGCCAGCUCAACGGAGACCAGGGGACCCUCUAAAUGGCCAGUUAGAAAUAACAGAUACCUCAAGCCCUACUGAAAAUCAAGAUUCAUUUAGUGAUACUGAUUUACACACUGGACAGCCAACUGGAUCCUUACCUUCCAGACAGCCUGGAAGAAUCCCUUCUUAUCAGCCUGAUAAUCAGGUGCCUCCUGUACAGCCACCUCGAUGGAAUCGGGAAUAUAACUGGAAGCAAGUGGGCUCAACCGACUGCUCAGUCUCUUGUGGGAAAGGAUCACGGAACUCCAUCUUUCACUGUGUGAACAGGAUCUCGCAUGAAGAAGUGUCAGAUGCCUUCUGUGACUUAGCUACCAAACCCAGUUCUGAAGAAGAGCCUUGUAACCACUUUCCUUGUCCUGCAUUCUGGGACAUUGGAGAGUGGUCCGAGUGCAGUAAGACCUGUGGUUUGGGAAUGCAGCACCGCCAGAUCUUGUGCAGGCAUAUAUAUGCUAACCGCACCCAUACAGUGCAACCAAACCGCUGUCAGAACCUGGAGAAGCCAGACACAACAAGCACUUGUCAGCUGAAGAUCUGCAGUGAAUGGCAAAUCAAAGCAGACUGGACACCUUGUUCCGUGCCAUGUGGCGUUGGGCAGAAGACACGGGAUGUGAAAUGUGUCAGUAACAUAGGAGAUGUGGUUGAUGAUGAAGAAUGCAAUAUGAAACUGCGGCCAAAUGACAUUGAAAACUGUGAUAUGGGUCCAUGUGCCAAGAGCUGGUUCCUUACAGAAUGGAGUGAUAGGUGCUCAGCAGAGUGUGGGGAAGGAGUUCGGACACGGUCAGUAGUUUGCAUGUCCAAUCACAUCAGCAGUUUACCAUUAGAAGGAUGUGGAAAUAAUAAACCGACAGAAGCUACAACCUGCGAUAACGGUCCGUGUGAAGGCAAGGUUGAGUGGUUUACUGGAGCAUGGAGUCAGUGCUCCGUUGAAUGUGGAAGUGGAACCCAGCAGAGAGAUGUAAUUUGUGUCCUCAAAACAUCUGAAGGGUUUACAGUAGUGAAGCCACAAGAGUGUUCCUAUCUGGAACGACCUCCCUCCCAGCAGUCCUGCCUUCUCAAAUCCUGUGGUGCAAAAUGGUUAUUUACUGACUGGAGUAUGUGCUCCAAGUCUUGUGAAGGAGGUUUUCGUGUUCGUGAGGUUCGGUGCUUAGCAGAUGACAUGUCACACAGUGAUAAAUGUGAAGCUGACCUUAAACCAGCGGACACUGAAUCAUGCAACACUCAAGAGUGCAUUCCAGAAAUAGAUGAGCAUUGCAAGGACAAAUACUACAACUGCAAUGUGGUGGUACAGGCCAGGCUUUGCGUAUAUGCCUAUUACAAGACGGCUUGUUGUGCUUCCUGCGUGAAAGCAGCCAGCAGGCAAUCAGGCUUCCUAGGACGAAGAUAACAACUACUGAAUUUUUUUUACCCAAGACAAGAGGCAGCAGAAAAAACAGUGACAAUUAUUGAUCUGGCUUCCUUGCCUCUGGUUGUACAGUACAAACUUCUCAUUUUAGCCACAUGGGACUUGAUUACCAGCGACAUGGCUCUCUAAAUUGCCACAGCUUUUAUAGGGAUGUUUGACUUUUUUUUUAUAAUCUGAGCUGAGAAUUUUU